Messenger RNA from Syngnathus acus (greater pipefish), 1285 nucleotides. RefSeq lists its product as uncharacterized. Bases 122 to 1108 code for a protein of 328 amino acids. The transcript is spliced from 5 exons. Lineage: Eukaryota; Metazoa; Chordata; Actinopteri; Syngnathiformes; Syngnathidae. The record is from RefSeq and is a predicted model, not a curated record.
GCUUGUGCAACUGAAGCUAGACGAGGUGUUAUAAGGAGACUCGCUGGGGAGCUUCACCUAAUAGUCCUGAAGAUGGCCAUCAUAUAAACUAUCAAGAGACUCUUCAUUUAUAUCUGGAAGGAUGGCGCUUCAGAUGUUGGUGGCCGUCCUCCUAUGGGCUGCAUUAUGUGCUGAUCCAGAUCUAGGGGAACAAGUUUCCGACAUAACAUUCUUCUGUGGAAUAUAUCCCAUACUCACUGAGAUGAUUGACAUUAGGGAUAUGUCAUCUACUCAAUUAGUCUACGACUGUUUGGCCAUCAAUUUCCAUUUUCACGGGAAGAUGUCUUUCUUGAUCACAGCGCUAAGAGUCCCUUCCACGGAAGUGGAACAGCCACAAGUUUGUCCUCUAGCGCAUUCGUACUUUAACUUUGCUGCCAAAAUAUCCGAACCCUGCUACGAGAAUAUUACUCUCGUUUGGGACGAGCUUUGGAGGGAAACACACGGAGGCCGUGACGUGAAAAAACUGUAUACUGUCACCAAUGGGACUCUGAACGAGUGGGGCGGAAAACAAGAAUGUUACACUGGCAACUUCUCCCGUGAGGCAUGUUAUGUUCUGCCUCCCAUUUUCUUUUACUGUGAUCCAGUUAUGAUGUGGGUAUAUGUCAAGCCCGAUUCUGGUCCCAUGUUGGAGGACAACUUUUACACUCUUUUUUGUAACAUUACCGUGCUGAGCCCUGUGCGAAACCUGACCAUCAGAUGGCUGGAAGGCGGCGGAAUCAUAAACAUUCAUAACUCAGUGACCUCGCAGGAAUUCUCAUAUCCCUUGGUCAUCAGGAUGAAAAGAGAAUCAACGUACACUUGCCAGGCUGAGUACAUCCUGACCAAUAAUGUCACCCAGCAGGAAGCUUCCUUGAAGGUCACGAGUGAAUUCCCCGACAGCAGUCCAGUCCCCGACAGCAGACCAGUCCUUGUGCCAGUCGUUAUAAUUUGUGUGUUGACAUUGUUUGCAGUCCUCGCCCUGAUCUUUAUUUGUAUCGGCAGGAAAAGAAGAGGUCAGUACUGUUUCAAGGUCCAAAGUGACAAUAUCGCUCUCGGAAACAUUCUUGGUGGGAACAAGCUUGCAACAUAGAUGAUUCAGACCUUUGACUCAUUCAAUAAUGUGGCUCGAUUUAACUUUUGAGCCUCCCAAUAACGCUCAGUGUGCUGAGGAUUACAGGAGGGGUGGGACAGGGCGAGCUGGAUAUUAUUCAGUAAACUUGGAAGUCAUUGGCAAAGCAUUGUUUUAACAACAAUCUCUUACAGGUUU